AUGACAUCCUACACAAAUGGCGUCCUCGAAACUCCGGCGGAAUCUGCGGACGGGAUUGAGAUAAACUACGACCCAAGACCGAGAGUCCGAAUUACGAACAUUGCGAUCAUCGACGCAGUGUCAGUGCCUGGCAGACAUACACGCUCCUUAGAUCAAGACCAACCUCCUGGUGCUAUCUACCAUGAUCUUCUCUUGGCUAAUACCCCGCAUAAUCAAUCCCUCUCUGCAGCAAUUCAAAAGAUUCGAGACGCUCUGGACCGAGAACUGGAUAUGAUGAAAACUACGAACGACACAAGCGAGCAUUAUUGGAUGGAAAUGAUCUAUCGCCACUUUUUAGGCUCCUUUAGAAUUCAUCAUGUUGGAGGGAGUGUUCUUCCUGAGGCUGAAGAUACAGGCUCUAUUGAAGCCACUCUGGGGGGGAUCUCCAUUCAGCAUAGGGGUUUUCUUCUUACAUUCAGAUCUUAUGACGAGAGGUUUUCUCUUUUAGCUGCUGUUACAGUUGAAGAUAUCCAGCACCUUCACCGACGUGGGGUUAUCUUCUUGAGGAACCAUGGGGAAAUAUCUGGAUCCAGUGGAAACAUCAGUAUGUUAUUAGAAAGCAAUGGUACAAGAGCUCCACUAACAGCCUAA
This is a messenger RNA of Paracoccidioides lutzii Pb01, 630 nucleotides long. RefSeq lists its product as hypothetical. The record is from RefSeq and is a predicted model, not a curated record. The transcript has a single exon. The coding region runs from base 1 to 630 and encodes 209 amino acids.